This is a messenger RNA of Acomys russatus (golden spiny mouse), 1379 nucleotides long. RefSeq names its product solute carrier family 39 member 11 (gene Slc39a11). NCBI's taxonomy places the organism in Eukaryota, Metazoa, Chordata, Mammalia, Rodentia, Muridae. Bases 58 to 1062 code for a protein of 334 amino acids. The record is from RefSeq and is a predicted model, not a curated record. Gene Ontology annotation, molecular function: zinc ion transmembrane transporter activity. Gene Ontology annotation, cellular component: membrane. Gene Ontology annotation, biological process: zinc ion transmembrane transport. The transcript is spliced from 10 exons.
UCCCGGAGCACACAUCUGCGUGAGGGGCGGGCUCCCCCGGCGGAAGCUGUAUCCAGCAUGCUCCAAGGCCACAGCUCUGUGUUCCAGGCCUUGCUGGGGACCUUCUUCACCUGGGCGAUGACAGCGGCCGGAGCAGCUCUUGUGUUCGUAUUCUCCAGCGGGCAGAGGCGGAUCUUGGAUGGAAGUCUGGGCUUUGCAGCAGGGGUCAUGUUGGCGGCUUCCUAUUGGUCUCUGUUAGCACCAGCGGUGGAGAUGGCCACAUCCUCAGGGGGCUUUGGUGCCUUCGCCUUCUUCCCAGUGGCUGUUGGCUUCACCCUGGGAGCUGCUUUUGUUUACCUGGCUGACCUCCUGAUGCCUCACCUGGGUGCUGAUGACCCCCAGAUGGCCCUGGCGCUGAACUUGGAGCCUGCAUUGAUGAAGAAGUCUGAUCCUGACGGCCCCACCAUGCAGCUCUUCCCCGAGAGGGAGCUUGCCAUCCGGAUAGACAAGAGUGAGAAUGGCGAGGUAUACCAGAGGAAGAAGGUGGCAGCUGCUGGCCUCCCUGAGGGCACUGCCCUCUCAGCGCCCAUGCAAGGGAACUCAGCACAGUCUGCAGUCAGCAGCUGGAGGAGGAUUGCUCUGCUCAUCCUGGCCAUCACCAUACACAACAUCCCAGAGGGUCUUGCUGUUGGUGUAGGAUUUGGAGCUAUAGAAAAGACUGCAUCUGCCACCUUCGAGAGUGCCAGGAAUCUGGCCAUUGGGAUUGGGAUCCAGAAUUUCCCAGAGGGUUUGGCUGUCAGCCUCCCUCUACGUGGAGCAGGCUUCUCCACCUGGAGAGCUUUCUGGUAUGGACAGCUGAGCGGCAUGGUGGAGCCCUUGGCCGGGGUCUUCGGAGCUUUUGCAGUGGUGCUGGCUGAGCCCAUCCUGCCCUAUGCACUGGCCUUUGCUGCUGGCGCCAUGGUCUACGUAGUCAUGGAUGACAUCAUCCCAGAAGCCCAGAUCAGUGGCAAUGGGAAGCUGGCAUCCUGGGCCUCCAUCCUAGGCUUCGUGGUGAUGAUGUCCCUGGAUGUGGGGCUCGGCUAGCUCGGACAACCGUGGGACCCCAUGAAGGAAAGCACCAGGCUUCUGCAGGACCACGAACCUCUCUCCUCACUUUCAAAUCCCGUUCCUCUCUCCCCGCCAUCUCCUUACCCAGAUCACCUUUCAUUACAUUUUCACUUUGCAUUUUGCUUCGGAGGGAGACGCUGGUUUUCACUGUAAUCUCAAGGUAUCAACUAGAACUGUAGAUUUGUGUUUUGGCCACUGACUGGAAAGAAUCUCUCUUCAGUGGGAUUGUCAAGGCUAACCCCUGCUGUCCCACCUCCAGCCUCCCUCACUAGACUCAGCUUCAUCUCCCAGGG